This is a messenger RNA of Saccostrea cuccullata (small rock oyster), 792 nucleotides long. RefSeq names its product E3 ubiquitin-protein ligase arc-1-like. The annotation marks the transcript as partial. Lineage: Eukaryota; Metazoa; Mollusca; Bivalvia; Ostreida; Ostreidae. The record is from RefSeq and is a predicted model, not a curated record. Gene Ontology annotation, molecular function: zinc ion binding; ubiquitin protein ligase activity. Gene Ontology annotation, biological process: protein monoubiquitination. The transcript has 8 exons.
ACUCAGUCUUCGACAGGUGGUGGGAAAAUGUUACCAAAUAAUAUGUCUCACAUCUCCUCUUUGCAGCGAAAUCCAUCUUGUCCGAAGUGCAAUGGGUUCUUUGUUACGAAAGAGCACAAUCGGCAACACAGAAAUCCUCUUAUUCUGGACUGUGGCCACACAUUCUGUGAGGGAUGUCUCACUAAGAUGGCCAGAGAGACGAAGACCUCUGUGUCAUGUCCAACAUGCAAGACAGUGACAGAAUUACCACAAGGAGAGGCCAGUGUGAAGAAUCUGUGGCCAGAUGUCUAUGUAACAGGAUGGAUGUUGUGUCAACAGAGGGCACUGCUCAAUCAAGAACUUGAGAAGUUAUCCCCAGCAGGAAUGGUACAGAACCCUGGGUUCAGGACUGCCCCAGAUAAAGGAGAGAAGGAAAAAAUGUGCCGAGAGUGUUUUCGAAGAUUAGCGAUGUGUCGAUGUGACAAGUGUGAUGUCAUAAUGUGUCAUGGAUGCUUUGAAAAGGUCCAUUCCAAGUCCAAUACUUUAAAACAGCACCAAGCUUUGCCAAUGGAAAGUGAGGACAGUUUAAAAGGGGAGUUAACUCAGGAUUGUCCACUGCAUGAAGGGAGAGAACUGGAAUAUUAUUGUGAAGAUGACAAAAUGCCAAUCUGCUCCAAGUGUGUGAUAUUUGGGAACCACAAGGAUCAUGUCAUUACAUCUAUGGAAGAAAAGAACAAAACAGUUUUCUCUGAAAUGGAGCCAGCUUUGCAUCUUGCCAACAAAGUUGUAAGAAAAUUGAUUAAAGUUGACAAG